Vigna unguiculata (cowpea) is the source of this 1868-nucleotide messenger RNA. RefSeq names its product dehydration-responsive element-binding protein 2A. The record is from RefSeq and is a predicted model, not a curated record. Gene Ontology annotation, biological process: response to stress; positive regulation of DNA-templated transcription. Gene Ontology annotation, cellular component: nucleus. Lineage: Eukaryota; Viridiplantae; Streptophyta; Magnoliopsida; Fabales; Fabaceae. Gene Ontology annotation, molecular function: transcription cis-regulatory region binding; DNA-binding transcription factor activity.
UAAAGAUUACAGGGUGCAGCCCAGAGAUUUUCUGAAUCCGCUAUAGCCAUAUCAAACCAACACAAACCUCGUUACACAAAAAAAACCUCUCUUCACUCACAACCAAAACACAAACACACUACCCAGGAAAAAGAAAAGGAUAAGCCUAAAAUUAAAUACACCGCGUUUUCUCUACUAGAUUGUGAAUUAAGUUAUCGAGUUUUGCUGAGGACUUAGCAGUGAAGUUUUGUGGACAUGGGUGCUUAUGAUCAAGUUUCUGUGCGGCCUUUGGAUUCUUCUAGAAAGAGGAAAAGUAGGAGCAGAGGGGAUGGUUCUAGAUCUGUGGCUGAGACCAUUGCAAAGUGGAAGGAAUACAAUGAGCAUCUUUAUUCAGGCAAAGAUGAUGGUAGAUCAACUCGGAAGGCACCAGCUAAAGGUUCAAAGAAAGGAUGCAUGAAAGGGAAAGGAGGACCUCAGAACUAUGAGUGUAACUACAGAGGAGUUAGGCAGAGAACUUGGGGGAAAUGGGUGGGUGAGAUUAGGGAGCCGAAUAGAGGGAGUAGGCUUUGGUUAGGAACCUUUUCUACUGCUCAAGAAGCUGCUCUUGCCUAUGAUGAAGCUGCUAGAGCCAUGUAUGGUCCAUGUGCACGCCUCAACUUCCCCAACAUCUCAGAUUAUGCUUCUGUUAAGGAAUCGUUUAAGGACUCUUUCUUGGCUGCUUCAUCUUCAUGUUCUUCGACAACAUCAGACACUACUACUACUACUACAUCAAACCGAUCAGAGGUCUGUGCGGCUGAGGAUGCUAAGGAGAAUGUUCUACCUGCCCUUGAUAAGGGCAACCAUAGUGAUUGUCACAAGGCUUAUGAAUAUGCCUCACCAACUAGCAGAAUGAAGCUAGAGCCGAAGGAUGAUGAGGCUGGAGAAGGAAUAAUACAUCAUGCUGAGCAGGCAGAAAAUGUAAAUGAAGACCAGAUGGACUUUUCAUGGAUUGAUGCUUUGGAUUUCAAUGAUGAUUACUCCAAGAGCUUUUCCAAUGAUGAGUUAUUUCAGGUGGAUGAACUUUUGGGGCUAAUAGAGAACAACCCAGUUGAUGAUUCUGGAUUGAUGCAAGGUUUGGAUUUUGGACAAACAGGAUUUCCUGGAGAAAGUAAUCCUCAGGUUGAUGAUACGUCAUCAAGCUUUUUUUAUCAGUUGCAAAAUCCAGAUGCCAAGUUGUUGGGAAGUUUGCCCCAUAUGGAACAGACACCAUCUGGUUUUGAUUAUGGAUUAGAUUUCAUGAAAACAGUUGUGCCAGAGGACUAUGAUGGUGGAGGGGAAGAACCGCAGUUCCUUAAUUUGGACGAUGUUCUGAACCAUGAUUCAAAGGAAAUGGUAGCAAGCAAGGAAUGAUGUUUUUGUCCCUAUAAUGAGGAUGUUGUUUUUGUCUGAAGUCUACCUCAUUUUCAACUGGUUCAAGCAUCACAAGUAAUCUGUCUCCAGAGUUGUUGUCCCCUUUUAGCAAAUAUAUAGGUGCCUUAGACGAAUACAGUUAUACAACUAAUAUACAAGAAAUUUGAUAUCUUUAUGUUCUUUUAAAUAUGCUGAUUCUCUGUAGGAUUUUUUAAAAUGGAGAAUUUAGCUGACAAAAUUUGUUAAUUCUUUCAUUUACAUGUUUUGUUUUUGGAUUCAAAUUGGACUGCCUUUAACUUCGUAGGUGGAGCUGAGGAGUAGGGUGUUUGAAGUCGCAUGUUGUUGUUGUCAACUGUAGUAUCUUGAGCACUGACAUGACAGAAGAUUUCUUGUUAUGUACGAGGGAGAACUAGUAUAUGUCUGUAUUGCUUACUUUUUGUGUAUAACAACGGAACAAGUAGGCGAAUGUAUAUAUUGGAAAUUAUUCUGAAUUUUGUUGC